Cucumis melo (muskmelon) is the source of this 2412-nucleotide messenger RNA. RefSeq names its product mannan endo-1,4-beta-mannosidase 7. The coding region runs from base 700 to 2034 and encodes 444 amino acids. The record is from RefSeq and is a predicted model, not a curated record. The transcript has 5 exons. Gene Ontology annotation, molecular function: hydrolase activity, hydrolyzing O-glycosyl compounds. Lineage: Eukaryota; Viridiplantae; Streptophyta; Magnoliopsida; Cucurbitales; Cucurbitaceae.
AAUUUUAUCAAGUUUAUUAUAGAAUUUGAAGGAUUGAAGAUUUCGAGUAAUUUGAGAUUGGAUGAAAGUGGUUUUUGCUGUCAUUUAUGUCAGGGCUGAACUAGGCCUAAGCCCAUUAAAAGUGGUUAGUUAGAGAGACGAAGCCCGAGAGAAGAAAGUAGGUAAGAGAAAGAUAAGGAUAUGGUUGGAAUGGUGGGGAAGAAUAAAGAGUGGAGACUGUACUGUGAACAAUUAAAACCAUCACGCUUGUCUCCUUCCGUAGAUUGCGCCAAAGAUUUUCCCAUUUAAAGACUAAUCUUUCUCCAUUUUCAACCUUCAAACCCCCAUAACGCCUUUUCAGUAGUAAAGUUUCAAUAUUCAGAUCAAAAUUUCACGAAGUGGGUAACUUUCAAUCUUCCCAAACCCAAUUGAAAUAAUGAGCUAUAAUAACAAAUAAUGUAAAACAGUGACCAAGGGUGAAAAAAUCUUUAUGGAGGGCAAUGGAAUAAUGAUGGCCGUGUUGAGGACGCUGGGAAACUGUGGGUCAGCCCAUUUUUCAGAAAUCUCCAAAGUGUUUGCGUCAAUUGCUGUGUCCACCAAACAAGAUCUGCAUCUAAUGAGAUUUAACCUUGCUUCCAUUCUUGUACUAUCUUCUCUACCAAAUUUUUUGUCGGUAGGAGGGUUAGAGUUUGAUUACAACCCGAUUCAGGAAGAACAGAUAUGAAGCUUUGGGUUUUGGUUCUGUUGCUGGCCAUUUUCAUCCAUGGGGUUGCAGGAGGAGAUGGUUUUGUCAGAACUGGAAGAACUCGUUUUCUGUUGAAUGGAAGUCCUUACUAUGCAAAUGGCUUCAAUGCCUACUGGUUGAUGUAUGUUGCUUCCGAUCCAUCUCAGAGGUCGAAGGUCUCUUCUGUGUUUCGUGAAGCCUCAAGCCAUGGCCUUACGGUUGCAAGAACUUGGGCUUUCAGUGAUGGUGGAUAUAGACCUCUUCAAUAUUCCCCUGGAAAUUACAAUGAACAAAUGUUUCAGGUAUCUUUCAGGAUUCAGGCGACCUAUUUUCUGUCUGCUAUUUAUUAUGUUUACUUUAUUCAACUUUCUCUUUCACAGGGCAUGGACUUUGUUGUAGCUGAGGCCAGAAGGUUUGGAAUCAAGCUGAUAUUGAGCUUAGUUAACAACUACGAAAACUUUGGAGGGAAAAAGCAGUAUGUAAAUUGGGCAAGAAGUAAGGGGCAGUACCCAAAUUCUGAUGAUGAUUUUUUCAGAAACCAAGUAGUGAAGGAAUUCUACAAAAAUCAUAUCAGAACCGUUCUUAACAGAUACAACAGCUUCACCAAAAUUCAUUACAAGGAUGAUCCAACAAUAAUGGCUUGGGAGCUUAUGAAUGAGCCUAGAUGCACAUCAGACCCAUCCGGAAGGACAAUCCAGGCUUGGAUUAUGGAAAUGGCUUCCUUCGUGAAGUCCAUUGAUAGAAACCACUUGCUGGAAGCUGGUUUAGAAGGAUUCUAUGGACACUCAUCACCACAGAGAAUGAGACUCAACCCAGGUUUCAACAUUGGUACAGACUUCAUAGCAAACAACAGGAUCCCUGGCAUUGAUUUUGCAACUCUUCAUUCCUACCCUGAUCAAUGGUUAUCAAGCUCAAAUGAUCAAUACCAGCUUUCCUUCUUAAACAAUUGGAUAUCAACACACAUACAAGAUGCAGAGUCCAUUCUACGCAAACCAAUCCUGCUCACAGAAUUUGGAAAAUCAUGGAAAGUUCCAGGUUACAGCACAAACGAAAGAGACCUUCUAUUCAACACAGUAUACUACAAAAUAUACGCAUCGGCGAGAAGGGGAGGGGCCGCCGCUGGAGGCCUAUUCUGGCAGCUACUGACGGAAGGAAUGGAUUCUUUUCGCGAUGGGUACGAAAUAAUUCUGAGCCAAAACCCUUCAACGGCGAACGUGAUUACUCAACAAUCUCGAAGACUGUAUCAAAUCAGAAGGAUUUUUGCUAGAAUGCGAAAUAUCGAGAGGUGGAAGAGGGCAAGGGCGGCAAGGGGGAAACGAAUAGGAAAUUGAGAAGAGAAAAGAACUUACCUGCAAAAUGGAGAAUCUGGGGUUGUGUUUUAAUGGCGGAUGAAGAGGUUUGGGGAAGGGUUUCUGUCUUUGAGAUGAAUCAUUCUUUCGUCCAGGAAGAAAGCUGAAACUUUUUUUGUGGUUUUUGAUUUGGGGUUUGCAAGUUCUUAUAGAUAUAAGUAUAAAUCAUAUAAUAGAAAGAAACUGAAAGUAGGAUCAAAGGAAAUGAGUUUGAUGGAGUUGGGUAUGAAUGGCUACUUGACUCCAAAUUUCAUAUACACAAUUUCGUUUGCUGGUUUGUGAUUUCGUGUUUUGAGUACUGUAACUUGAAAUCUAAGAAGUGUUUUUCCUAUGAAUGCUCUAAUGCAUUGUUAUUAAUUA